Molecule: messenger RNA, 1525 nt
Organism: Prorocentrum cordatum
Lineage: Eukaryota; Dinophyceae; Prorocentrales; Prorocentraceae
Source: the annotation of a GenBank genome assembly
CGACCGCCUUGAAAGGCGAGCCGAGGCCUGAAGCCAAGGGGGUGUCUGGCCCAAAGGCCCUUACAUCCCCAGAUCCACCCUGGGGUUGCGCCCUGAACUGCGGGGUCCUGGGUCUGCCCCGCAACCCCGCACCUGGCCCCGCCCCUCCGCCGGCGGCCGGCGCUCAGGCAGACAGCGCCGGCGUGCUCUCGGAGCUCGCCAGGAGGCUCCGCACAACGGCCGCCAGGUGCCCGGCGGGCGGAAUGAAGAGCAUCUUCGGCCUCGGCGCGAAGGAGGAAGUCUUCCUCGCCGUGCACGGCGUGAGCGGCUCCGGCGUGGAGAGCUUCGGGCCCUUCGUGCAAGCGUUCGCGCAGGCGGCGAUGGACCGGAGGGGCGGCAGCUCCGCGGGCAUCAUGCUGUCCUGCUGGAGAUCCGAGGCGAGCUGGGGCGGCGGGGAGCCCCCCGCGGACGGCAUCCCCGUCGACGGCAUCCUCGGCGUCCUCGUGGGCGAGCAGAGCCCGCGCCGGCGGAGAGGCCACCCCGAGGCCCACGAGACAGAGGUUACGGUCACCUUCAUCAUGGAGGACAAAGCCAAGAGCAGCUCUGAGCUGGUGCUCACUUUUGCCACCGCUGAGGUCGCCGAGGAGUGGGCGGCCGACCUGUCCGCCCUGGUCCACCACGUCGCGAGGAAACGCCUGAGGUCCUGAGGCCUUCCUCUGCCCUGUAUAGCGGCCCGACAUCGGCGCUGCGGGGGGGUGCAGAGCUUGAGCUCGAGUUACUUGCAAUGAAAGGGGAUCGAGGAGCUUCAUACCGCGAAAGCGGUUUUGGUGACGUGAGUUUUCCAAGCAGCAAUUCGGCUGUUCUUUUGACGUUUGCGCCAUGACCUGCAAUGCCCGCGGGCCAAUGCCUGGGGCGAGCCGUACAUAUGCGUUCUGUUUUGCGCAAUGCUUGCCAAUGCCUGGAAGGCCCUUUGUUUGGCAAUGGUUGCCGCUGCCUGGAGGGCUCUGAAGCGCGGGUGUUGUUUCGUGCUUCCCAACCUCCUGGGAGUCGUAUUUCUCUUUUGUUCCCACUCGCCGCGCGGUGGUCCUUUUCCUCCCUCCCCCUUCGCCUCCCCCUCCCGGAAGUCUUGAGGUCAAGGCUGGCCUGGAAGUCUCCAUGCUGGCGCCUGGCCUGGAGGGACACACUCCCCUUCCUUCUCUUCUCCUCCCGUUCCUGGAGAGGUAGCCCUGUUAUAUACAUUUUUUUACUUCCCCGAGCCAUCAUCAGUCUCGAGGAGGUUUUUUUUCUGCUCAUCUGCGCGCUCGGCGUUGGGAAAGUGUCCACCUUCAUCGAGCAUCCUGACAAGCAAUGCAUGCCUGUCAACACUCGCAUACGGAGGCUAUGCCACCAUCAAGGCACGUGCCGAUCUCAGCAGAGGUCUUUGCAUCAUCUUGGCCAAUAUCGAAACCGACCUUCACAGGGAUUCGGACUUGUCGCGCAUCGCGGCGCCGGAAGCCGUACAAGGAGGCACGUUGCGAAUUCUUUAUCAGGCAGAUUUUGUUGUGGC